Molecule: messenger RNA, 2887 nt
Organism: Octopus sinensis (East Asian common octopus)
Lineage: Eukaryota; Metazoa; Mollusca; Cephalopoda; Octopoda; Octopodidae
Product: ceramide synthase 6
Exons: 11
Coding region: 328-1422 (364 amino acids)
Biological process (GO): ceramide biosynthetic process
Cellular component (GO): membrane
Molecular function (GO): DNA binding; sphingosine N-acyltransferase activity
Source: RefSeq, a predicted model, not a curated record
GCACGUUCCAUAUACUUACUACAAGACUGACGGAUGCCAGUCCAAACACACACAGACACAGAUAUUAUAGAUGACGACGAUGAUGACGAUGACGACCAACCCUUCUGUCGAGAAAGGCAUAUGAUCGUCCAGUCGUUCGAUUAACUCAACAGCCGAGUCAUUGAAGUAGCGUGUAAGCAGCAGAGUAUUUCCACAGACACGUGCACUCUUAACGUAAUUCUCACUUACAACCAGCGUGAUACAAGUAAGAAAGGCUGGACCUUUGAAUUUACAGUUCACGUUUUGGCAGCAACCUGGCAGCAGAUUAUUUUGGCCGAGUUUGUGGAUAUGGACGCUCUUUGGACGGAUAUCAAAGCUACGAUUUGGAGUGAAAAGUUCUGGUUCCCCAAGAAUUUAUCAUGGGAAUCCUUAGAAAACAAAGACGACGGGAUAUAUCAUCCACAACUUGGCGACUUAUCUUUAGCUUUACCCAUGGCAUUGUUCCUGUCGAUAUUUCGGAUUUGCUUAGAAAGGUAUCUAUUCAGCCCAAUAGGUAGAACACUAGGUCUUAAAGAAGAAAAACAUAUUCGAAUUAUUCAUCAUGAAGCACUGGAGAAAGCUUUUAGGUUACAUAAAACUCCAUGUAAUGGACUUGUACAGGGAUUAGCAAAGCAGACAGAUCUAAGCAUUCGUCAGGUGGAAAGAUGGUUCAGAGGUCGACGGAAACUAGAAAAACCGAGUGUACUGAAGAAAUUUGUGGAAUCUGGAUGGCGUUGUACAUUUUAUUCUGCAAUAUUCGUUUAUGGAAUGGUGAUGCUUUUGGAUAAAGUCUGGCUGUGGAAACCUGUUAAUUGUUGGAUAGGCUAUCCACAUCAUCAUGUGAGCAAUGAUAUCUUCUGGUUUUACAUCAUAGAGAUUGGCUACUACAUCUCCAGUUUGGUGCUUCAUUUCACAGAUGUGCGUCGAAAGGACUUUUGGGAACUCUUCAUUCACCACAUUAUAACUUUAUUGUUGCUGACUUUCUCAUGGAUUCAGAAUAUGAUCAGAGUUGGUACUUUGGUGCUAGUAAUUCAUGACACUGUUGAUCCCCUUGUAGAGUCUGCUAAAAUGGCGAAAUAUUGUGGCAAGCUAGUUAUGUGCGACGUACUUUUUGUUGUUUUUGCUAGCACUUGGUUUAUUACAAGGCUUGUGAUAUUUCCAUGGAGAAUUGUAUAUAGUACAUUGUUCUUGGCUCAUCCAAUUGUUGGUUUCUGUCCUGGCUGGUAUAUAUAUAAUGGCUUGCUGCUUACACUUCAGUUUCUCCAUAUAAAAUGGUUUCUUAUAAUAUGUCGGGUUGCUGUUUAUGCUAUCAGAACUGGAAAAACAGAAGAUCUGCGGAGUGAGACAGAGGAAAAUGUCAGUGAUGAUGAUAACCAUGUUCCUGUUACUCAGAAGUCUGGCUGAAAGCUUACUACAACAGAACCACCUCCUAAAAAACUUUAAAAUUUGCCAUUCUCAUUUCUGUCAUUACCUCUUCAACCACCACCUUUACUGCAAUUCCUGGCCAACCUUUACUAAUUCUAACAUUCACCCAAUUUCUCUUAUAACUUGAUUACCUUGAUACCUUUUCUUUCUUUCUUUUUAUUUUUUUAACAUCCUUUCUUUCACCUAAUACUAAAUUUUACCCACCAUCACUAUCUCUGUUGGUAGUGUUUGAAAUACUCAUCUAGUCUUUAAAUCAGUAUUAGGUAACAGGCCAGUGCUGUUUGCUACACAUUUAGUUAUAAAAAAAAAAGUUUGAUUUCAAUAGUAUGCUUUUUUUAAAUUCUUAGAGUAUUUCGAUUAUUUAACUAAACACUUUAUUUGAUUAUAAUUAUAUAUCAUGAAGAAAUUUUUUUCUUUCUUUUUCUUUUCAAAAUUUGAGAGAACAAUAAUACAAGAAUAUUUCUUCAUUUGAGUGUUUGCAUUGUUUUUGUUUUGAAAGAUGGCAGAAUUUGAUUUGAAUAUCUAAUAUUAAUAGCAUAUCGUAUUGUAGAUAAGUAUUCACAAUGUUUAUGCUAUUGGAGUGCCAUGUCAAAAACAGCUACGUUAUUGUGUGUUGGUAUGCAUGUGGAUAUGUGUCUGUGAGAAAUAAACUUUGAGCUUAAAAUCCAAACUGAAAAUCAUAUAAACAUAAUUGUGUUCUUUCUAUACUGUUUUGUUAGCUGACAUAUAUAUAUAUAUAUAUAUAUAUAUAUAUAUAUAUAUAUAUAUAUGGCUCUGCUUAUAGUACCUUCUGUUUGUAGUAUUUAAAUGUUUUGUCAUGUUACAUAGUCACUAAGGUACUGGGAACAAUGAUUUAAAUCUAAAUCAAUUAAAUUCAACCAGAACUGCUUUCAACACUAGAAAAAUACGGUAGGAUGCAUUAAAUAUCUCUCAUAGAAUUUAAACUCUUCAAUAGUUAUAAUGUGACAAGAUUUUGUAAUAAUAGUUAUUGUUAAGCCAACAAAUCAAGAGGUUUGUAAGGACAUCAACUCAGAUUUGCAAUAUCCAAAAAGGUUUUCACUAAUGCCAGCCACAUUCAUGGCAUUUUACAUCACUGAAACCACUAAUUCUCUUGAGUAUGGCACUGAAUAAAUGUUGGCUUCUUUUGAAGAAUCUCUCUAGAUUUACAACCGUUUUCCUCAUUUGGCUUGUUGCUUUUGUUCCCUCUUUAGACUUUGGUUUGUGUUUCUGUCUAAAACUGACACAUUACUACUCUCCAUGCAGCUUGCACUACUGCUGCUGUAAGUAAUUUGCUAACUCAUUCAUUAUCCUGGACAAGUUCUCUCUGCUUUUUGCUUUUUUUUUUUUUUUUUUUUUUCCCCCCCAAUUUUUUUUCUUUCUCCAAUAACAAUGUACUGUGACUUUCCUCCAAAACUUACUCUUUGAUCGCAGCAGAGAUGCUUAG